UCCAGCUGAGGGAGCGCGCUGUAGCCCUCACGCGCGUGCUCGUACAGGAGGUUCCGGUCUCGUCUCUCCGUAGCGAAACUUCUCCUUGGGCUCUGGUUGCAAACGCAGCCUUCCCGGAGCCGCAAGCCCCGAGCAGCCACCAGAGGCCACAAGCGCCGCAUUAUGGACGCAGCCAUCUUGGAAGGGGGACAAAGAGUCACGCACUCUUCGUCCCGCCCACUACGCGUUUAGACUAAUUGCAAAGCAGCUAUUCUUGGGACUAGCCAAUCAGAGCCUGGAAGGGGUGAGCCCUCUCCCAUGCCUCAAGAAAAAAGAUCAGCGAGAACAGUUGACCGAGAUUGACACUGUCGUUGCCCAAUCGUCGUCUGUUCCCCGCCCCUUCAGUGUACGGGAGAGGCAGAACCAGCCAAUCCCUGCCGGGAUAAUCCCUAGACCGUGCUAGAGGCCGCGUUCGGCGUGUCUGUGGACCCGGCUAGGGUCGGUAAGGGAAGCUGCAGGCGGCGGGAUGUCCUGGUCCGGCCUUCUCCGUGGCCUCCGCACGUCCCUAAAUCAUGGCCUAGCCCUGGCCCCGCGGCCUUUUGCCCCGCGUCCCAUGGCCACCCUGAACCAGAUGCACCGCCGGGGGCCUCCAAAGCAUCCGCCUACGAAAGUGGGCCCCACGGAGGGCCGGCCACAGCUGAAGGGCGUGGUCCUGCGCACGUUCAUCCGCAAGCCCAAGAAGCCCAACUCGGCCAACCGCAAAUGCUGCCGCGUGCGGCUCAGCACCGGUCGGGAGGCCGUCUGCUUCAUCCCCGGAGAGGGCCACAACCUGCAGGAGCACCACAUCGUGCUCGUGCAGGGCGGCCGCACGCAGGACCUGCCCGGCGUCAAGCUCACCAUCGUGCGGGGCAAGUACGACUGUGGCCACGUGCAGAAGAAGAAGUGACUCCCUCCCCACCUCCCGGGACACGGCGGGUGGGUGAUCACCGCAGAACAAAACCUUCCCCUCGGGGCCCCUGCAAUGUCCUUGGGAAGCUAGUACAACUCUGGAAGUAGCUGGUCAUGGUUCAAAGCCUGGCCGCCUCUUCCAUCAGGACCACCCUUAACCCAUAGUGGUCCUGGGUGUGAGUCAGAAAAAAGGCGCCCCUCUCCCAACACUCUUGGUUUCCAUGUUGGCGCCAGGGACCUCUUCUGCUGGGACGAGACACUGUAGUGCCAUCUACUGGGAAGGGGUUGCAAUAAACACAGACACGCCCCCCCACCCCCUUGUGGUAUUUGCAUGGUAUUUGCCCUCUGUGUGGUCUUGGGCACCGACAUCCCCUCUGGCCUCAGUUUCCUCCUGCAGAAAAAAAUAGGUCCACUUGCAGUAUCGCCUUUGUUGGGUUUGGUGAAGAUUAAACUGGGUGCUUUAUGUGUAUAACA
Globicephala melas (long-finned pilot whale) is the source of this 1401-nucleotide messenger RNA. It is a transcript of the gene MRPS12, whose product is annotated as mitochondrial ribosomal protein S12. Gene Ontology annotation, molecular function: structural constituent of ribosome. Lineage: Eukaryota; Metazoa; Chordata; Mammalia; Artiodactyla; Delphinidae. Gene Ontology annotation, biological process: translation. Gene Ontology annotation, cellular component: small ribosomal subunit; ribosome. The record is from RefSeq and is a predicted model, not a curated record.